AUGGCUGAUUCUAAAAUGGAUCCGAUUAAGUAUGUUUUCGAGAAACCUGCAGUAACAGGACGGAUGGCUCGUUGGCAAAUGCUGUUGACUGAAUAUGAUAUUACAUAUGUGACGAGAAAAGCCAUCAAAGGGAGCAUUAUAGCAGAAUAUUUGGCUGAUAGGGCCGUUAAUGAUUACCAAUCCAUGGAGUUUGACUUCCCGGAUCAAGAUAUUGAUUCAAUUGAUCAAGAAAAGGAAGGUAAUAUUGGGUGGAUGAUGCUAUUUGAUGGGGCAACCAACGUAUGGGGGCAUGGAAUAGGGGCUGUACUCAUAUCACCAGAGGGUAAACAUUACCCAGUCACAGCCAAACUCACCUUUCCGUGUACCAAUAAUAUAGCCAAGUAUGAAGCGUGCGUAUUGGGCUUACAGGCGGCUAUUGACCGAGGCAUUAAAAAAUUGAUUGUAAAAGGAGAUUCCGCUUUGGUAAUUUAUCAGUUGACUGGAAAGUGGGUUGAGUCCGGAAUAGAGAUUGAACCCAUUCGAAUAAGGAUGCAUAGGGAGCCAGCAUAUUGUAUAAUGAUAGAAGAAGCUGAUGGAAAGCCAUGGUUUCAUGAUAUCAAAACAUACAUUCACUGGAAGGAGUAUCCCAUAGGAGCCUCUAAUAAUGACCGAAAGACAAUUCGGAGGCUAGCUAUGGGAUUCUUCUAG
Malania oleifera is the source of this 687-nucleotide messenger RNA. RefSeq lists its product as uncharacterized. The coding region runs from base 1 to 687 and encodes 228 amino acids. The record is from RefSeq and is a predicted model, not a curated record. The transcript is spliced from 2 exons. Lineage: Eukaryota; Viridiplantae; Streptophyta; Magnoliopsida; Santalales; Ximeniaceae. Gene Ontology annotation, molecular function: nucleic acid binding; RNA-DNA hybrid ribonuclease activity.